UUACCCUCUGUACUAGCGCACACUCGCCACCAUCGAUCGACCAGCAUCAAAAACCAUUGGCACGAGAAGGAGAGAAACACUUGACUUUAUUCCCCUCAUUUUGACAUGGCUAGCGGCGCCGGAGGCGGCACGGCGGCGACGGAGAGGCUCAUCCGCAGCGCGCAGAAGUCGACCAACCAGCUCAAGGCGAUGCUAGCGGGAGGCGGCGGCGGCGGAGGGAGGAGCUCCGGCGCCGUGGAGGUGAUCCUGGCGGACAUCUCCGACUCGCUGUCUCAGGCGCUCGCGUCUCUCAUGCUCCGCGCGGCGUGCGACGACCAGUCGCUCCCGGCGGCGGCGGCCGCCGCCGCCGCCGGAGGCGAGCUUGUUGCCGUCCUAUGGGCAGUGUGUGGUGGCGAACAGCGGCGGCCGGUCAGUCUCGAAGAGGAAAGCUCAACGGAGAAGAAAAAUCAAUGGGGGCAGGAGGCCAGCGUGGGGGCAGACGGCGUGCAGGUGGACGACGUGUGUGCGGGCAGCCUCGGAGGGCACGCGACGGCCGGCGUGUGGCCAGGCAGAUGGCGGGAGAUCGGCGGCCGGGCAUGCGCAUGGACUGCCGCCGAAGGCCUUGAGAACGGUGGGCAAGAAAGCAGGGCAGAUGGUUCAUCCCGAAGAAUUAUACUAGAGCUUGGAGAUCGUGACGAUUCCUAUCCCUGGAGGAAGUACGGGCAGAAGGACAUUCUUGGCGCCAGGUUUGCAAGGAGCUACUACAGAUGCGCCCAGAUGUUGGGCUGCACGGCGAGGAAGCAGGUGCAGCAAUCCGACGACGACCCGUCCCGGCUGGAGAUCACCUACAUCGGCCUGCACACCUGCGGCGGCGACCGGCCGUCGUCGCCGGCUCCCACCAACCCCGCCGACGGCCCGCGUUGCGACGCAGCAACCAGUAGUCACCGUCUUCUGCCGUCAGCUCUGCAGCAGAAGCUGGAGGAACAUGUCCCGGCGGCGUCGGACGACAUGAUGAUGGCCUGCACGCCGUCGUGGCUGUUCAUACCCUCGCCGGCGUGCUCGCAGUCGGAGCUUCUGUCGGAGGGGGAGGUUCCGGAGCUGCGGGUGGUGCGGCAGGAGCCGUAUGAUCCGGUGGAGCUGGUGGAGGAGCACAAGAAGCCGAGCGACGCCGACGAGGACUCCCUCGCCCUCCACAACUCCGUCGUGCCGGAUUUUAUGUAGCAAAUCGCAGGAGAAAGUUCUUUUGGUCGGAUCGCGAUACUAUGAGGUAAAGUCAGAGAGACCCACACGGGGGUCUAAUCUUUGUGGGUCCCACAUGUCAGUAAGUGACAAUGUCCCUCUGACUUUACGUCAUAGGAGACUCAUCCCUUUUGGUCCGCUGCCGAGUGACUAGUCAGCGUGUGUUUCAUCGUAUAGUCAGCUCUGAGUAAUGUGUCCAACUGGACAAAACCUACUGAAAAUCUGUUGAGGUGCAUUGUAAAAUGCCUAAGAUAGCAUGUAUAUAUCCUUCAAA
This is a messenger RNA of Oryza sativa Japonica Group (Japanese rice), 1492 nucleotides long. RefSeq lists its product as uncharacterized. Gene Ontology annotation, cellular component: nucleus. NCBI's taxonomy places the organism in Eukaryota, Viridiplantae, Streptophyta, Magnoliopsida, Poales, Poaceae. Gene Ontology annotation, molecular function: DNA-binding transcription factor activity; transcription cis-regulatory region binding. The record is from RefSeq and is a predicted model, not a curated record. Gene Ontology annotation, biological process: regulation of DNA-templated transcription.